Plenodomus lingam JN3 is the source of this 396-nucleotide messenger RNA. The record is from RefSeq and is a predicted model, not a curated record. Lineage: Eukaryota; Fungi; Ascomycota; Dothideomycetes; Pleosporales; Leptosphaeriaceae.
AUGGAAUUCUCGGGCGUUGGAUUUUGCAUUGGCGGUGAAAAAGACGCAUCCAGUAGCCUCAUUGGCCAUUGCUAUAAUCUUCUGGUUAGGGAGGACGGCGCCCAUGCCGGUAGCGGAUGUGGCAGAAUCCAGUAUACCCAGAUCCUGUAUCGACUUGCAAACGGGAUCAAGGUGCUACAGUAUGGUAGUUGUAGAUAUCAAAGCCUCUUGAGAUCCUCAACCCCAAAUCAAUCAAUCAAUCAUUACAACCAAUACUCGCAUUCUCCAUCCAUCUUCACAGUCCCUUACAACCACACAUCCUCUCCUUUCCAACCCACCCUAAUCCUCAACCCAGCCCCUCUUACAAGACGGGAUGAUUGGGAAGCGAACUGCGAUAUUACUAGUUAUCUCGGCUAG